Drosophila willistoni is the source of this 9889-nucleotide messenger RNA. It is a transcript of the gene rhea, whose product is annotated as talin-2. The transcript has 16 exons. Lineage: Eukaryota; Metazoa; Arthropoda; Insecta; Diptera; Drosophilidae. Gene Ontology annotation, cellular component: plasma membrane; cytoskeleton; ruffle. Gene Ontology annotation, molecular function: integrin binding; structural constituent of cytoskeleton; actin filament binding. Gene Ontology annotation, biological process: cell-cell adhesion. Bases 458 to 9025 code for a protein of 2855 amino acids. The record is from RefSeq and is a predicted model, not a curated record.
UUAUUUUUUUUUUUUUAAACUGUUUACAAAUUUUAGUCCUGUUUGAUAUAAUUAUAUUUCUUAUACAAAUUAUAAACGACAGCAACAACAACAACAACGAAAUCCAAAACAUAACAACGAAAACAUUCAGCAUAUAACAAAUCAAACUUACGAAAGUUAUAUCCCUCCCAGAAUUAGCCAAAAGAGGCAAAAAACCAACUGAAACAAAUAUAUAUAAGCUAGGCCCUGGAAUUUUUAAGACGGCUUUUAACGAAUUGAGUGCCUUUUGCAAUUUCUACACCAUAUAAACUAAGCCUAAGCAAGAAGAAGAGACGACGAGGCGGAGGAGGAGGAGUAACAGUAGCAGUAGCAGUAGCAGUAGGAAGAGCAGCAGUUAUAACAGUUCUAGCAGGAACUGUUGUGGAAGAUAAAAAACAACGAAAACGACCACAUAGGCGACGACGACGACCAGGCCAAGAUGUCCACAUUAUCGCUGCGCAUACAGCUGGAAGGUGGUCGGGUGACCAAGACCAUACAAUUCCAACCAAAUACCACAGUCCACGAUGCAUGCAAAAUUAUUCGCGAUAAAUUUGCUGAAGCAGUGCAGGGAAAACCCAGCGAAUAUGGCCUGUUUAUCUCGGAUGAGCAGAACCAGCAAGGCGUUUGGCUGGAGGCUGGACGUGCUUUGGGCUAUUAUAUUCUGCAUAAUCAGGACACUCUGGAAUAUCGGUGUAAGACGCGCAUAUUACGUGUGAGAAUGUUGGACGGAGCCGUGAAAACCAUUCUGGUGGACGACUCACAGCCUGUCUCGCAGUUAAUGGUUGUUAUAUGCACCAAAAUUGGUAUAACCAAUCAUGAGGAAUACGGCUUGGUCCGCGAGGAUAACGAAGCACAGAAUGAGAAUUUGCCGGAUAAUAAAUUUGGCACUCUAACCCUAAAGCGUAAGAUUAUGGAGAAGGAUCGCGAUGCCAAAAUGGAAAGUUUACGCAAGAAACUGAAAACGGAUGAUGAAAUGAACUGGGUAGAUGUUAGUCGUACCUUGAGGGAACAGGGCAUUGAUGAAUCGGAGACGGUCUUGCUGCGUCGUCGUUUCUUCUUCUCUGACCAGAACAUUGAUUCCCGUGAUCCGGUGCAGUUGAACUUGCUCUAUGUUCAGGCCAGAGAUGCCAUUCUGGAUGGUACCCAUCCAGUUACUCAGGAUAAAGCAUGUGAAUUCGCGGGUAUCCAAGUGCAUAUACAGUUUGGACCUCAUAAUGCGGCCAAGCACAAGCCAGGAUUUUUGGACUUAAAAGAUUUUCUGCCUCAAUCGUAUGUACGUGUGAAGAACAUCGAAAAGAAAGUAUUUGCCGAACAUCGAAAACAUGACGAACUAUCGGAAAUCGAUGCCAAAGUCCUGUACACGAAGACAGCUCGCGAGUUGCCCACGUAUGGUGUUACCUUCUUUCUGGUCAAAGAAAAGAUGAAUGGCAAGAACAAGUUGGUUCCACGUCUAUUGGGUGUAACCAAAGACUCUGUGCUGCGUCUGGACGAGCAUACGAAGGAAAUUUUAGUUUCCUGGCCACUUACCACAGUCCGACGUUGGGGUGCCUCGCCAAACACAUUCACCCUUGAUUUUGGUGAUUAUGCCAAUCAAUAUUAUUCAGUCCAGACGACAGAAGCUGAGCAAAUUGUCCAACUUAUUGCUGGCUAUAUUGAUAUCAUAUUGAAGAAAAAACAAACAAAGGAUCAUAUUGGUAUUGAGGGUGAUGAGGGAUCCACCAUGGUUGAAGAGUCAGUGGCACCAUCAAAGGCCACUUUCUUGCAACAUGAAACGAAUCGUGUGGAAAAACUUAACUUGGAAAGUUUGGCACAUCCGGGCAUUAUGCGGCCAUAUGAUGGCGAGCGCACCUUUACCCAGAACGAAGUGCAGACCGUACAGUAUGGAGCCUUCGUUGGCCAGGUCAAUCAUGCGCACCAGCCGCCCACGACUAAGGAAGUACGGAUUAGUUCUGUAAAUCUCACAGAACCGCAACGCGCACUACUCAGUUAUAUAUCUGCUGGUCAGGAUGUCUUAUUACGUGCCGAUGAAGAGUUGCGUACCAAGGCACCAAUCCAAGAGCUGGGCAGUGAUUUGAGGUCAAUCGAGUGGCGUGAAAACACUCUGGAUACCUCUAAGCAAGCAGUUAGCAGCCAUGUUGCUACCAUGAGUGCAGCUACAGCCCAGAUUAUCACAGCAUCGCAACCUGAUGAAGUGGAUACGGAAGCCAUUUCCGCAUCUGUCUCGCAAAUUGCCCAAACAAUUCCCGAGGUAACCAAGGAAGUGCGUCUGAUAGCCGCUCUAAUGGAGAACGAUUCGAAUGGCGACCAACUGUUGGAAGCAGCUCGCAAUCUAUGCAAUGCCUUUAGUGAUCUACUCAAAGCAGCCGAACCCGAAAGCAAGGAGCCACCUCAGCAUUUGAUUAAUGCUGCCAGUCGAGUGGGCGAAGCCACCACACACGUCCUCAGCACCAUUGCCGAAGAAGAGGUGCCAGAGAAUCGUGAUUUGCAUGAUAUGCUCUUGGCUCUGGCAAAGGCGGUGGCCAAUACAACAGCUGCAUUGGUUUUGCGUGCCAAAAACAUUGCUGCCAGCUGUGAGGAUGAGCAAGCCAGAAAUCGGGUAAUUGGAGCAGCCAGCCAAUGUGCCUUGGCCACGAGCCAGCUGGUGGCCUGUGCUAAGGUAGUGGCUCCCACUUUGCACAAUGCUGCCUGUCGAGAACAAUUGGAGGCAGCGGCCCGAAAUGUGGCCAGAGCUGUUAACUCGUUGUGCGAAGUCUGCAAUGAGGCCAGCAACGAUCCCAAAUUGAAGGCGGACCUUUUGGCCGCAGCCAGAGAUGUUUCCAAGAGCCUUACCGAUAUGCUGGAGCAUGUUAAGCUGAGCUCUCGCGAGCAUGCCAAUCGUACUAGUCAGGAAUUGAGUCCGGUGGAGAACGUCAUUAUUGGCACUGAUAUUCUAGUGUCCACCAAUGAUCCCCAGGAGAUGGUGCGUCAUGCCCGCACUUUGGGUCAAACAACAGCCCAACUUAUCCAAAGUAUUAAGGGCGAGGCGGAUCAGCAACAGGAUGCGGAUAUGCAACGUCGUCUAUUGUCUGCAGCCAAACAGUUGGCAGAUGCUACCGCCAAAUUAGUGGAAGCUGCACGCCUCUGUUCCUCGAAUCCACAUGACACUGACAACCAGAACGCCUUGCGUCGGGCAGCUGAGGAAUUGCGUGAGAUAACAACCACUGCAGCCAAUACACCAGCCAUGAAGCGAGGAUUGAUACAACGUUUGGAGUACUGCUCCAAGCAGGCUGCUUCGGCUGCCACCCAAUGCAUCUCGGCGGCCCAGAAUGCCGUGCAGCACAGUCAAGACCAUCAGACGAAGGAAUCACUGCUCCAAGAUUGCAAGAGAGUGGCGGACACUAUCCCAAGGUUGGUUACCUCAGUGAAAACGACACGUGCCCAACCGGAUGAUGCACAUGCUCAGCUAAAUCUCAUCGAAGCAGCUGAACAGUUUAUUGAACCAGCUCUCCAGGUUUCGAAGUCUUCACGAGCCCUGCAGCCCACAGUCACCGAUAUACCAUCAGCUGCCCAGCUCUCCAAGAGUGCCUUACAUUUGGGCCAAAGUGUUUCCGAGUUGCAUUCGGUGGCACAACGUGCCCGUGAUGCAUGCGGCGGCCAGGAACUGGAGUCGGCUCUGGAGGCAGUGAGAAAGCUGCAUCAUGUCCUAGACGAUACACGACAAGCGGCACUAGCAGGACAACUGAUUCCUUUGCCAGGAGACACUGUAGACAAUACGGCUGAUGAAUUAAGAAAAUCGGCCAAGAAUGUGGGCAUAGCCCUAAGCCAAUUGUUGUCAUCAGUUCUACAAAAUCAACACAGCUAUGCAGGCUCAGCCGGUCGGGAUACUGCCCUUGCUCUGGGAGACUUUACCAAAAGUGUACAUGGAGUGGCUGCUACUACCCGAAAUCCAGCAAUUAUUGAUUGUGCCGAUGACGUGGUGACCAGUUCGGCCAGACUUAUCGAAGAGGCCCAGCGUACGCUUCAGGGUCUGGCAGAUCCACAAGCUCUUACCCAAGCAGGACGAGACGUCACUGUUGCCCUCUCCCGCACUGUAGACUGCAUACCCGGUCAGCAUGAGGUAGAUGUGGCUCUGAGGAAUGUCAGCGAUCUUAGCGAGAUUCUUUGCAUGAGCGAGUUCCCACCAUCAACGCGCCCCUAUGCAACCCUUCAGUCGGAGCUUAAGCAAAUGGCAGAGCAAUUGAGUAGCUCUGGCGGUCAGAUUGUUGUAUCCUAUGCCUCUCCAGCGUCACUGGCCGAGAGCAGUCACAACUUUGCAGCCAACUACAGGGAUCUGCUAUCGGUCAGCAUGGAAAUGGCCGGUCAAACACAAGAAGAUUCUGUUCGCUCUCAGAUUAUAGAGUGCCUUCGCCAUGUGUCCACUCAGUCGUGCUCCUUGUUGUCUACAGCGAAAUCAAUUGCAGCCGACCCUGGCCAGCCAAAUGCCAAGAAUCUAUUGCAUGCUGCUGCACGCGGGGUCACAGAGAGCAUCAAUCAGUUGGUGGAUGCCAGCAUUCAAUCCGCACCUGGCCAAAAAGAAUGCGACAAUGCCAUGAGAAACAUUGAGGCACUGCGCCGUAUGCUGGACUAUCCCCAUGAACCAAUCAAUGAGUUGGGCUACUUUGAUUGUGUGGAACAAGCAACCGCAAAGUCAAGGAAUCUGGGCUAUGCCAUCUCCGAGAUGAUCAACAAUGCCAAACAAUCGCAGCAUGUGGAAUUCAGUCAAUCAGUGAACAAUGUCAACGAUUCCAUACAGGGACUGAUGGAGAGUUCAUCGCAAGCGGCCUACCUCAUUGGUGUUUCGCAUCCCUCAAGCGUUGCCGGUCGUCCGGGCAUCAUUGAUCAGGCUCAACUUACCUGGGCCUAUCAGGGCAUUCGUCAACAUUGCGACAUUGUAAGCAGCCAGCAAUCCACCAAGCCACAAAUGAUAUCUGCUCUCACAGUCAUUGCCAAGCACACCAGCUAUCUGUGCUCCAUUUGUCGCCAGGCCUCGAUGAACACAUCCAAUCCGGUGGCCAAGAACGAGUUCAUUGUCUUGGCCAAGCAGGUUGCUACCGCCACUUCGGAUCUAGUGCAGGCAAUCAAAGCCAUUGAAGAGCAACCAGCUGGUGGAAGUCGCGAACGUUUGGUUGAGCCCCUGCUGGAGGCUGUAAAGGCAGUUCGCCAGUAUGCCUCUAGUCCUGAGUUUAUUUCCAUUCCGGCCAAGAUAUCUGCCGAGGGUAGGAAAGCCCAGGAACCUGUUAUCCAGGCUGGUCGCGGUGUAAUCGAUGGGGUUGUAGAAAUGGUCAAAGCAGCCAAAUCCCUAGCUCUAUCGCCGGAUAAUCCACCGGUCUGGCAGCAACUCUCCAUGCACUCCACACCCGUAUCGGAGUCUGUGAAGCGUCUGGUGGACAACAUACGUGACAAGGCCCCAGGACAAGCGCAAUGCGAACAAGUUCUUCAUACUCUGGGAACAUGUACUCGAGAAUUGGAUAGCUGUGCUCUGGCAGUGAAUGCCCAAGGCUUGAGCCAGAGACGGGACAAUAAUCUACAUGGUUUCAGUGGGCAGACGAUGAACUCGGCAGCGGAAUUGGUUGACAAAUUGGAGCCGAUUCGUGUGGCUGGCAAGAACAAUGCCGAACAGCUGGGUCAUGCGGUUGGUGAGAUUUCCCGUUAUGUGGUGCCCAUGGUAAAUGGUGCCAUUGGAGCCUGCACCCAUAUCGUCCACAGUCAACAGCAAAUGUCGUUGAUUAACCAAACCAAGUCGGUUGUGGAGAGUGCCAUUACAUUAGUGCAAUCAGCUAAAGAUUCCGCUGGUAAUCCGCGUGCAACCCAUGCCCAUCCACGCCUGGACGAGGCCAUCGAUGGCACCAGAGAGGCUAUACAGGAAUUGCAGCAAACUGUCGAGAAGAUUAAUGCCGAGACUGGCAUCGUUACGGGACUUAUGGAUCAGGUGAAUAGAUCAAUUACCCGUCUCACCGAUAAACGGCAAUCCCUGCUGAAUGCCUCAUAUCUGGAUGCCUAUGUGGACUAUCAGACACGCAUGGUGGCCAGAGCUAAAGAGAUUGCCAGCCUGGCCAAUGAGAUGAAUGCCAAGAGUAGCGUGGAGCCAGCAGCUUUGCCUCAAUUGGCGGUCGACAUGACCCAACACUAUCAACAACUCACCCAGGAUUCGGUGGGAGCUAGCACCACAACCACUUCACCAGACGUGGCCAUGCGCAUUCGCAGCACAGUCAUUGAUCUGGGUCGCUCGGUUAGCUCCAUGAUCAGUUCGUCAGCCGGUGGAGCCCGACCCAACGAUGUGAGUGCCCAGAAGGAGAUUGCACGCAAUGCACGUGAAGUUUCCGAGAAGGUGGCCCAAGUGCUGGCAGCUCUACAGGCCGGCUCUCGGGGCACUCAGGCUUGCAUAAAUGCCGCCCAUACAGUAUCCGGCAUUAUUGGCGACCUGGACACAACAAUUAUGUUCGCCACUGCCGGCACUCUACACUCGGAUGGCGAUGGCAGCUUCGCCGAUCAUCGUGAACACAUUUUGCAGACAGCCAAGGCUCUAGUGGAGGACACCAAAGUGUUGGUUACUGGCGCUGCCGGUACUCAAGAUCAAUUGGCCACUGCCGCACAGAAUGCUGUAUCGACCAUAACUCAACUGGCCGAGGCUGUUAAACGUGGCGCCUGCUCGUUGGGAUCCUCUCAACCGGAUUCGCAAGUCAUGGUCAUUAAUGCUGUUAAGGAUGUGGCCUCUGCUCUGGGUGAUUUGAUUAACUGCACUAAAUUGGCAUCGGGCAAGUCCAUUAAUGAUCCCUCUAUGCAGGACCUUAAGGAGAGCGCUAGGGUGAUGGUAUUGAACGUCUCCUCAUUGCUAAAGACUGUCAAAGCUGUGGAGGAUGAGCAUACACGUGGCACCAGAGCCAUGGAGGCAACCGUCGAGGCAAUUUCUCAAGAGAUUCGAGCCAUGCAGACGCCACCACCAGUUGGCAGCCCACAGGUGGGACCCGAGGAUCUUAUACGUGUCACCAUGAAUGUUACGGCAGCCACAGCCAAGGCAGUUGCCGCUGGUGCUUCCAACUUGCAAACGGAUAUUGUAGCUGCUGCCAAUUUGGGUCGUCGUGCUAUUUCGGACAUGUUGAUUGUAUGCCGUUCGGUGGCCUGGAAUUGUGCCGAAACCGAUGAGCUGCGUAUACGGACACUGGAAGCUGGCACCGCUGUGGGUGAAUCCUAUAGAGAACUCUUGAAUGGCAUUCUGCACAAUUGCAGUGCCGAUGAUCGCAUGCAUUUGUCACGCCGUGUGGCCAAAUGUGUCACUGAUCUCGUUGCCAUGGCUAGACUAUUGAAGGGCUCCGAUUGGAUAGAUCCCGAAGAUCCCACUGUAAUAGCUGAGAAUGAACUAUUAGGUGCAGCUGCAUCGAUUGAUGCGGCAGCCAAGAAAUUGGCAUCAUUGAGGCCACGUCGUCAAGCGGAUGUUAAGAUUGAAUUGGAUGAGAAUAUGAAGUUUGAUGAAAUGAUUUUGGAAGCGGCAAAGGGCAUUAUGGCUGCCUCCGCUGCCUUGGUGCGCGCUGCCAAUGCUGCUCAACGUGAACUUAUUGACCAGGGCAAAGUGGCUCGUCGUCCUCUAACCAGCUCUGAUGACGGCCAAUGGUCUGAGGGUCUAAUUUCGGCUGCUCGUCUUGUCGCUGCUGCCACACACAGCUUAGUAGAGGCUGCACAAAAUCUGGUGCGAGGCGUGGGCACUGAAGAAAUGCUUAUCUCCACGGCCAAGCAGGUGGCUGCAUCCACUGCCCAGCUUUUAAUUGCCUGUAAAGUGAAGUCGAAUCCAAAUUCGGAGGCUGGACGUCGCCUUCAGGCAGCCGGCAAUGCGGUGAUUAAAUCCACCGACAAUCUGGUUCAUGCCGCCCAACAGGGACUGGAAGCGGAGGAGGAGCACUCACUCAAGAUUAACACAUCGAUGGUUGAUGGCAUGGCACAGGAGAUCAAUGCCCGUUCCGCCGUGCUGCGCAAGGAAAAGGAAUUGGAAGAGGCGCGACAACGUCUGAAACAUGUGCGACAGGCCCAGCGAUAUGCAAAGAAUGCACAGGGCUUCACCACCGAUGAGAGCGACACGGAAUAUGCGUAUGGAAACCACAACAAGAGUCAGAACAAUACUUUGGGUCGUAGCGGUUACUAUGCGUCCAGUGAGAUGCCCAGCUCACCCAGCUAUUACACUGGCAGCCAACAGCAACAGCAGCAGCAGCAGCAGCAGAAGCAUCACUAUAAUUAUGCGAGUCCCCAACCACAGCAUUUCCAUCUGCCAGAAGCGGUGUCUCCUCCACCAGUCAAUUACUACCCACCAAUGGAGGAUACAAAUGGAGACUUUCCACCACCACCGCCGCCAUUGUCCACGACCAUAUCUAACAUGCAAACCGCCACUACUGGCCACAGUUUUCGUCCUAACCCCAAGCUAACAGCCAAUGCAGUGCCACGACCCUAUCCGGGUAGUCCUGGCGGCAGCAAUGGCCUAACUACCACACCAACCGGCGGCAGAUUGUCGCAGCCAAGCACACCCACUAAUGCCAACUACCAGCAUAGCUUUGAAUCGUCCAGCAUUAAAACGCAAAACUCAUCCCCAUCUGCUGUGCCGCCACCGCCUCCACAGAAGCCCAAUGUGAAUCGCAAUCUGGAGGCGUGCGUCAAAGAUCUGCAUGACAAGACCUUUGGUCAGGGCGGUGUUGUACAGUUAACAGGAGGAAAUGCCUAUCCUGGUCAAAACUACGAGGGUUACACGUCUAGAUACGAAACGCGCAACUUUGAUAAGUCAGCGAACAAUACCAGCAGCAGCAGUAGUGAACUGGUCAAACCCUUGGAAUCGAGCUUCUCCCAAAUGACAGUCAAUACGGAUGGCGGCAAGAUUAGCGUUAUCGAUCAGGGAUCAGAGAGACUAACCUCAAUGACCCAACGGGUAAUGGAACGUAAAUCCUAUACAACAACAACAGAAUCCCGGUCGGAAACCAAAACGGAGAAGCAUAGUUUUCGAUUGGAAUAAUGAAUAAUAACGUCCUUUAUUAUGUUGUUCUUGUUGAAUUGGGGAUGGGAAAUGAUGACCAUGUUGAUGUUUGCCAAAAGUGCUUUUAACAUUUACGAACACACAUAAAUACUAAUAGAAAUAAUUUAAUAUUAAUUAUAAUUAGCUACUAGCGAAACUACGUCUAUAUAUCUAUACCUAUCUAUCUAUCUAUCUGUCUAUACCAGCAUAAUCGGCUUAAUAAUAUUAACCUUAUAAUCCCAAUUUGGCAGUUUUAUGCAAGUUUCUAUGUUUUCGUAAAUCUGUUGUAUACGUGUUUAUUCGCCAAUUGAUUGCCAAUCAAUCAUCUAUAUAUAUAUAUAUUUAUAUAUCGUAUCUACCUUAUAAUACAGAAACCAGAAUAUUGGAGCUUAACACUAAUCAAAUGCGCAGACCUCAAAAGAUAUACAAAACAAAACAAACAAAAAAAAAAAAACGAUUUCUGUUAACCGACUUAUGUCCCAUAUUAAUACUACCAUUUACAAUUUUGGUUCUUCAAUUUGUUGUUAUUUCAAUGCAAUUCAUUAUUGUGCACUAAACACUAAAAACAAUUUAUUUUAAUAUAACUUAAUUUUAGUUAUUUCAACACAUGUUUUGCAACAGAGCAAACAAUUUGUUUUUCACUAAGCAUUAUGAUAAGUUUCAAAAGUGAAAGAAAAUAUUAUCUAAUUAAACUUCAUUGUAUCCUUGAUAUAUGUAUACCCUAUAAUAUUUUUGACUUCAUAAUGUUUGCUUUCCUUUUGUAUAUACGUACAUAUGCAAGUCGUGUAUGCAAAUUGUGUAAUUCAAUUGUGUACUUUUUUUUUGUAAAUUAAUAAAAACAAUAUAACAAUCACGUAAAACCCA